CUACUCAUUUCGCAGGACCAAGAAAAAAGAAGAUUACACUAUACAACGAACAAGACUAUAGUAUUAUUAUAUAAAAAAUGUCGAAACAUCACCCAGAUCUGAUUAUGUGCAGGAAGCAGACAGGCAUUGCUAUCGGACGUGUGUGCGAGAAAUGCGAUGGUCGAUGUGUUAUUUGUGAUUCAUAUGUUCGUCCAGUAACGCUUGUCAGGGUCUGUGAUGAAUGCAAUUAUGGAUCUUUUCAGGGACGUUGUGUAGUCUGUGGAUCGCCAGGAGUUAGUGACGCAUAUUAUUGCGCUAAUUGUACGCGAGCUGAAAAGGACAGAGAUGGCUGUCCAAAGAUUGUUAACUUGGGAUCCUCAAAAACAGAUCUGUUUUAUGACGGAAAAAGUUUGGUUUUAAGAAACGAUAAAGGAGCAUUUCACUUGAUGAAUGCGCCGCUACCGCAAGGCAACGUCUUUUAUUCUGCAGCCUGAUAGAUGUAUAGUAC
Messenger RNA from Lobosporangium transversale, 487 nucleotides. RefSeq names its product PHF5-like protein. Gene Ontology annotation, biological process: mRNA splicing, via spliceosome. The annotation marks the transcript as partial. Gene Ontology annotation, cellular component: U2 snRNP; catalytic step 2 spliceosome; precatalytic spliceosome. NCBI's taxonomy places the organism in Eukaryota, Fungi, Mortierellomycota, Mortierellomycetes, Mortierellales, Mortierellaceae. The transcript is spliced from 6 exons. The record is from RefSeq and is a predicted model, not a curated record.